AUGUCUGUACGACCACUGCUAGUAGAAGUUAUAUUUGAAUUUUGUCUGGCAGCAUUUUUGUUGUAUAAAUAUGGAAAUGUUUUUCGACACCAUAUCAUAGUUACAAUUGCAGUAUUGAUUGCCUGGUAUUUCUCAUUAUUAACCAUAUUUGUGCUGCCAUUAGAUGUAUCCUCGACUGUAUUUAGGCAGUGUAUCGAACAAAACUACCACAAUGAAAGUGUAGAAGGUAUAGCUGAGAAUGUAACAGUUGGACCAUUUCCCACAUGUCGAGAACCAUGGUCAUACGUUCCUGAAAACGUUUUUCCAAAUUUGUGGAGGGUAGUUUAUUGGACAUCGCAAUGUCUAACUUGGCUUAUUCUCCCACUUAUGCAAUCAUAUAUAAAAGCUGGUGAUUUCACUGUGAGAGGAAAAUUGAAAUCUGCUUUAAUAGAUAAUGCUAUUUAUUACGGGAGUUAUUUAUUUAUUUGUGGAAUUUUAUUAAUAUAUAUUGCGCUGAAACCUGGUAUGGAUCUGGAUGGUCAAAAGCUGAAAGCUAUAGCAUCAUCUGCGUCAAACACAUGGGGUUUAUUUCUCUUGGUGUUGUUGUUUGGUUAUGCUCUUGUAGAAGUACCUCGAGGAUUGUGGAAUGCCAGUAAACCUGGUUACACUUUGCACUACAGUUAUUUUAAGGCUGCUAAAUUGAGUUUAGAAAAAAGUGAUGCCGAGGAGACGGUAGACGAUAUUUUAGAGUCUUUACAAGCUGCUUCUCUCGCUAUCAGUCCAGGGCAUCCAUUUCAUAGAAAUUUGGAAACGAUUUUUCAAAAGGUACCCGCUGAACUUCGAGAGAGAAUGAAUAGAAGACAAGUGUCGGAAGAAGCACAAAGUGAUGCGCCAUCUGAAAAAUCGUUAAUUCGUUUACAUCGGCAGACUAUAAAAGCAUUACAAACCUUGCAACGAACAGAAACCCAGUGGGGCCUCAUGGUAGACAAAAUCUUUUCUUUGGAGGACAUUGCAAAGAAUCAAGCUAGUCACGAUAGACGAUUUAAGCCUACAUUUCCCACAAUAAGAUCAUUCCCAAUAAAUUUAAUUCACAAUCCUACCGUUGAAUGGUAUUGGAAAUGUGUAUUUAAAAGUUACUUUCAAAAGUUAGCAGCACUAAGUGCUGCUGUACUGUCGGUAGCUGUAGUUUGGUCAGAAAUAACAUUCUUUAACAAAUCACCAGUCUUAUCGCUGUUUGCUCAAUUUGUGAAUGCAGCUAAGACAAAGUAUGAUUAUUUUACAAUUGAGCUGCUGUCAACAGUGAUAAUUGCUUACUUAUGUUACUGUGCUUAUUCAACCAUUCUGAAAAUCCGAGUGUUGAAUCUAUAUUACUUAGCACCGCAUCAUCAAACAAACGAAUACAGUUUGAUAUUUAGUGGAAUGAUGAUGUGUCGCUUGACACCACCCUUGUGUCUUAACUUCUUAGGACUUAUUCACAUGGAUUCUCACAUUAUAAAGACACAUAUUCUGGAAACGCAUUAUACACAAGUAAUGGGUCAUAUGGAUGUAAUAUCAAUAAUAUCAGAUGGUUUUAACAUAUAUUUCCCCAUGGCAAUCUUAGCAUUUUGUUUAGCAACAUACUUUAGUUUGGGAAGUAGAUUGCUCUCAAUGUUAGGGUUCCAACAAUUCCUUGGAGAUGACGACUUAACAACUGACUUUGUCGAAGAAGGAAGAGAACUUAUUAAACGAGAGAGACGGAAACGUCAAAGAGCAGAAGACUCUAUGAGCAGACGUCGUGAAUUUCAAGAGAGAUUUACUAAUAACACCGGAACUGCGUCACGUUACAGAACAACCAGACAAAGCACAGACACUGUGCGACCAUUGAAGAGAGACGAUUCAACAGAAUCUGCGAGAGCUGGCCUUUUGCGUGAUUUCGAACCAACGGAUUAUUACGUUGGUCCAUCAGUUGGAACCGAAAGUUAUCGUGAGAACACUCGUUUUGAACGUGGAUAUCAAGCUGACGAUAUGUAUGACUUGAGUGCUGAAAAUUCAAGGUCAUUUUCAACAAAUACUAAUCGUGUUGGGCCACCUUUAAGAGGCUUGUUCGACGACAUAUAGAAAAAUCAAAUCUGAAUGCCAUAAAUUAUUAUAAUAACGUAAAUCUGGAAGAUACAUCGUGCUAAAGGAACUAAACAAAUUAUUUUAAUCAUCGUGGCUCGACUACUUGAUUGAUAAUUGUGACUUACCAAACUCACGUUCAUUAUGGCCUAGUAUCUUGCGGAGAAUAAAGUGAAAAGAACAACAAUUAUCGCUCGUUAUAAAUUAACGAGUCAAACAUUUCUACAUUUGUAUAACGAUAUACAUAAAAGAGGCACUGUUAUACCAUCUCUCGAAGCAGGCAACUUGACUGUAUUGGAAAUUUCAUGUUGCACAUAACCUUUAUUCGUUACACCACUUCUUCUAAGAGACAGAAACGGUGACAAGCUGUGUGUAGAUAGUUAAAUGACAUUGUCGAACUAAAAUAUUAGUUACACUAAAAUCUGCUCUGUGCCGUAUCCAAAUUUGGAUCGGUGCUAAUGUACGAUGUUAGUCAGUGAACUCAAUCGCGUUGUUAAAACAAUUUAUGAAGUAUCGGAUAUGCUGCUAAUAGUUCCAUAUGCGUGUAUAUAUUUUUCUUUAAGUUUUAUAAAGUUUAUCUUGAAGGAAAUAUUGUCAACGGUGCACAUGGAAUUAACACUAACUUUAAUUCAGCAAUAUUUAAUUGAGUAGUUAUAUUAUUAAAUAUUGCACAAUGCCUUUUGAUAGAAAUAAAGUAGUGCAUACAGGCUAAACAGGUAUGUCUUAUAAAAACUUACUCCAAAUGAGAUUUAAAAUUCCCUUCUAAUGCUAGUUGCUUUAGAAUUUAAAGCGAGCAUAUUUAUAUAACGGAGAAGUAUUAUUUAGGUAAACUUUGGUAAAAAAGAAAGAUCGUCAAAUAUAUGUUUAAGAUAAAUCUAAUUUAUAAAUAAUAACAAAUCAUACGCAACAAUAACAACGGUAAAAUUAAAUAGGGAUACACGAUUCAUAACAUCAUUUUUCCAUUCGUAACUUUUAAUCCGUAACCGUAACGUCGAUGGUGGAUAUCAACUAAUACCAUGUACAAAAAAUAUGUAGAAAUAUAAUCUCCUUUAGGAAGUUCGA
Orussus abietinus is the source of this 3138-nucleotide messenger RNA. RefSeq names its product LMBR1 domain-containing protein 2 homolog. The record is from RefSeq and is a predicted model, not a curated record. The transcript is spliced from 10 exons. NCBI's taxonomy places the organism in Eukaryota, Metazoa, Arthropoda, Insecta, Hymenoptera, Orussidae. Gene Ontology annotation, cellular component: membrane. The coding region runs from base 1 to 2076 and encodes 691 amino acids.